AUGAUGGCCGGGUUGAGGGCGAUCGAGUCGAGGCUGCUACCGGGGUUCAGGUUCCAUCCCAGCGACGAGGAGCUGGUGUGCUACUACCUCCGGAACAAGCAGCAGCAGCAGACGGCGGCGGCCACCAUGCUCGUCGAGGUUGACCUCCAUGCUUGCGAGCCAUGGGAACUACCAGAGGUGGCGAAGAUGGGAGCGGAUGAGUGGUAUUUCUUCAGCUAUCGGGACAGGAAGUACGCGACGGGGUCGCGGAGGAACCGAGCGACCAAGCAAGGGUACUGGAAGGCGACGGGGAAGGACAAGGCGAUCCUCCACGAGGAGGAAGACGGGCGGAGGGCGGUGGCCGGCGCCAGGAAGACGCUGGUGUUCUACUUCGGACGCGCUCCCAACGGCCGCAAGAGCGGCUGGGUCAUGCACGAGUUCCGCCUUCUUCAUCUCCACCCAAACCCAAAGGUUACUAAUAUGCAGGAGGAAGAGGACUGGGUGCUGUGCAGGGUGUUCCACAAACAAGCGACGGGCGUUGUUGCCACUACCACACCCUCUUCUUCUUCUUCGGCGCCAGCUACUCAUCAUCUGCAGCAGCUGCAGGUGGACAAUGAAUCGUCACCACUCAUCAGCUCAUCACCGGCUGCACCAGUAAUUAUCAGCGAGCAGGAUCAGUUCAUGAGCAUCCAGCUGCAUGAAGAUGAUCAUCAUCAGCAGCGCAUUGUCUGCAGCAGCAGAAACGACGAGCAGCAACAGCUGCUAGAUCUUUCUAAUUCAGUGCUCCAAGCUCCAGCUUUCUUGGAGUUUGAGCAAGCUCCAGGCGCCGGUAUGGAGAUCAUCACGGAGAUGGAGAGCCUCCAGACGACGUACUGCAGUGUGCUGCAAGACGCCAAUAAUUACUAUUCGCAGCUCUAUUAA
This is a messenger RNA of Oryza brachyantha (malo sina), 900 nucleotides long. RefSeq names its product NAC domain-containing protein 21/22-like. Lineage: Eukaryota; Viridiplantae; Streptophyta; Magnoliopsida; Poales; Poaceae. The record is from RefSeq and is a predicted model, not a curated record. The transcript has 3 exons. Gene Ontology annotation, biological process: regulation of DNA-templated transcription. Gene Ontology annotation, molecular function: DNA binding. Bases 1 to 900 code for a protein of 299 amino acids.